AUGGACACCUCCGACGAACUCAACAAGUCAUCCUCCGCCCAUCCCGAGCCCACCUCCGCCGCAGCCCAACCUCUCCUCUUCAAACCAUACCCGCCGCUCGAGCCGCCUAUCGCCUCCAUCUCCGGUCACGACGAAGAAGACCAAACACAGUACCUUCAGAUCUCUUACAAUCACGGCCCUCGCGCCGUUAAGGACAUACCCUUUCUCCUUCUCUUUUGUCUCCUCGUACUCUGCACCUUCGGAUUUGGGAUAUUCGCCUCUGUCCGCAGAAACCCUCACCGCCGCCAAAUAUCAUCCUUCAUCUACAAUACGACGUCGACCUCUUGUUCCCUGCUAAAGAGCGAUGCCGAUUUCCCAGUAAAUGCCCCAAGAUCGACACUUUUAGCCGACUUGAUUGAUAAUCCACCAUUUUCAGACUACCCCACGACCUUAAAUUCCAUAAAUUCGGGUGUCCUGAGGAGCUUGAUAUGGACUCUAAUUAUAACCCUGAUUUUGAGCGGCCCCUUUGUUUUAUCCGUGCUUAUGCUGCUCAAACACUACACUAAGCAGAUAGUUUACGCCUCGAUUCCCUUUUUCUUGAUAGUCCCGAUCGCCAUUAACAUUUACUGGUUCGUUGCUUGCACUGUGAGCUCGGCCUGCAGCCACGAUUUUCCCCUCGCGUAUCGAAUAUUUGUAUUGAUCUUCGUGUUCUUGAUAAUUGGGGUGAUUAUAUGGAUUUUCUUAGUCAAUUGGCAUAGAAUUGAGCUGACUGUGAGAAUAAUCCGCGUGGCCUCUAAUGCAUUGUCGAAAAAUUUAGGGAUAUUUGGGGUUCUUCCAGUUCUGAUUCUUGGAUUGUUUGUCUACUGUGUCCCGAUUGUUGUGUUUUUGAUAUUUGCCGAUUGGAAUGGGAAAAUUGUGCCUAGAGAAAAAGAUGGUGAGAUCGUUUGUGUGUGGAAAAGGGAUAGUUGGGUGCCUGCUUAUUACGCAUUGGCGAUUUUAACGAUGCUGUGGUCUAUGGCUGUUAUGGUGGAGGCUCAGGUGUAUGUGAUUAGUGGGACCAUUGCACAAUGGUACUUCUCGAAGGAUGAUGAUGAGUCGGGUCCUAAGCAUGCGAUCAGAAGUUCCUUGAGAAAUGCAUUUGGCUCCUCCUCAGGAACAAUUUGUCUUUCGGGAUUGCUGAUUUGUGUGGUUCGCGUGGUUCGAUCGGUGGUCGAUAGCGCAAGACAGGAAAAUGCAUCGGGGAUUGUGAACUUCAUCCUACGGUGCUGUGCGAAUGCUCUACUCUCAGCCGUUGAUUUCCUGAACAAGUUCACGAUCAACUUUGCCGCCAUAACUGGGGAGUCCUAUUGCAAAGCAGCUAAAAUGACUUACGAGCUUUUGAGAAGGAACCUCUUAUCGACCGUGUUCGUGGAGACUGUGUCGACUCGAAUAUUGGCGGGGAUCGUGCUUGUUUUGUCGGCAAUUUAUGCGAUUGUGGUUUGUGUUCUCCUAAAAGCCGUUUUCCACCUAAGCAACGAAGCCUAUUUUGUGGUUGUCAUUUCGUGGGCUUUGUUAAUCGUGAUUCUCGGUUUCUUUGUGCACGUUUUGGACAAUGUUAUUGACACGGUUUAUGUGUGCUACGCCAUAGACAAAGACAGUGGAGAAGUUUACAAACAAGACGUGCAUGAAGUUUAUGUUCACUUGCCCAUCAGUCGAAGCCACCAGCCGGGUUUCAUGUCAAGAAAUCCUCUUGUCGUGUAA
Striga hermonthica is the source of this 1719-nucleotide messenger RNA. Lineage: Eukaryota; Viridiplantae; Streptophyta; Magnoliopsida; Lamiales; Orobanchaceae. The record is from the annotation of a GenBank genome assembly.